GAUAAAACCCUAAGAAGAAUCAAUCGCUUAGAGACGAUAAAAAAAGGUCUUAAAAACUCGAUUUGUUCAAGAUGAUCGUCCCAGUUCGUUGCUUUACUUGUGGAAAGGUGAUUUGGAAUAAAUGGGGUACAUACCUUGAGCUUCUCCAGGCUGAUUACGCUGAAGGUGAUGCUCUUGAUGCACUUGGGUUAGUCCGUUACUGCUGCAGGCGUAUGCUUAUGACUCACGUCGAUCUAAUCGAAAAGCUUCUAAACUACAACAUUAAUAUCUCUACACCUAGUUCUUUUGCCAUUGCACGCUCUCUACGUUAUCUUCGCUUCUUAUUUAAUUUGUAAAUUUGUUUAAUUUAUUUGAACUACUUUUUUCC
Molecule: messenger RNA, 367 nt
Organism: Camelina sativa (false flax)
Lineage: Eukaryota; Viridiplantae; Streptophyta; Magnoliopsida; Brassicales; Brassicaceae
Product: DNA-directed RNA polymerase subunit 10-like protein
Biological process (GO): tRNA transcription by RNA polymerase III; transcription by RNA polymerase II; transcription by RNA polymerase I
Cellular component (GO): RNA polymerase I complex; RNA polymerase II, core complex; RNA polymerase III complex
Molecular function (GO): zinc ion binding; DNA binding
Source: RefSeq, a predicted model, not a curated record